Molecule: messenger RNA, 419 nt
Organism: Zymoseptoria tritici IPO323
Lineage: Eukaryota; Fungi; Ascomycota; Dothideomycetes; Mycosphaerellales; Mycosphaerellaceae
Exons: 4
Coding region: 43-231 (62 amino acids)
Biological process (GO): proton motive force-driven ATP synthesis
Molecular function (GO): proton transmembrane transporter activity
Source: RefSeq, a predicted model, not a curated record
AAUAACUCAACCACAAAACCGACUCAAGAACCACCGCUCAUCAUGCCUGGUAUCCUCACAAAGAAGUUCCCUGCGCAGAUUGCGCGGCCAAUGUGGCCAUUCUACACAGCCGGCGUCGUUGUCCUCUACGGCAUCAGCUCCUUCGCGAACGUGCUCGCAAACACCGACGAGUACAAGAACGACCCCCGAAACCCCAACAUCAACGCCAACUCGAAGGGAAACCAACACUAGAUGCAUGCUCAAGGGAGAGAAACGGAGAGCAGAGAAGGAUGGGGAGUCAAGCAUGAGGAUUGAAGUACGAUGGAGAACAUCGGAGGUGUUGAGCGAAAGAUGGCAUGGAGGAUGGAGAGCACGAUCUGGGAUGCGUAGAAGCUCGGCUGUGUACAAAUAUCGCCGCUGAAACCAUACACUUCGCAUUC